This is a messenger RNA of Drosophila willistoni, 821 nucleotides long. It is a transcript of the gene Obp50b, whose product is annotated as general odorant-binding protein 66. NCBI's taxonomy places the organism in Eukaryota, Metazoa, Arthropoda, Insecta, Diptera, Drosophilidae. Bases 64 to 780 code for a protein of 238 amino acids. The transcript is spliced from 2 exons. The record is from RefSeq and is a predicted model, not a curated record.
UUAUUGUGUCAUUUCAUUUUUGAAAACAUUCAGUAAAAAUUCGAAAUUAAAAGAUAAAUAAAAAUGCCUUUAGGCUUAAAGAGAAUUUUCCUUAUACUCUGGAUAGUUUGGUAUAUGCUCCAUUUAGCUGAAUCUGAGGGCAAUUUGACAUGUACCAAAAUGCUGGAUACGCGCAGUCAAGACGAAUGCUGUGGCAACAAUGUUCUAAGCAGAUUUAUGUUCGUGACAACAAAUUGUUCAAAGUAUUGGGAUGAUUUUGACACAUGCCGAUAUGAAUGUCUCUACAAUAAUUGGAAUCUGCUGGAUAGUAAAAAUAAAAUCCAGAGACCCGAACUGUAUGACAUGAUCACGCGACUAUAUAAUCCACUCAAUGGUUACAACAACUAUGGCUUAGCCAUGAAGCGUGCCUUCGAGGAUUGUGAUAAGCUCUAUCUCAAAUAUGCGGAUUUUGUUUUGCUCUAUUCCGCACAAGCUCAGAAUUAUUUACGCUUGGAUAAGAAUUGUGAACCUUUUGCAUUGUACUACGCCCAAUGUGUGUCCGGAAAUCUGUUUAUGAAUUGCCCCAAAGAAUACUGGAGAGAUAAUGUAAUGUGUAAUGAGUAUAAGACUGAGCUAAUAUCAUGUAGCAAAUACUUGGGAUUGACAACGGUACCCAAUGACGAUACUCUUAAUGAGCCAGGAUUGAAAAAGAAUGGAGCUAACGGACAUAGAAAACGAUUGAUCGAUUCUAUUAUGCCAGUCAUUCUCUUUAUGUUUAUUGGCUUUUUAAGAAACAUUUAAUAUAACUGCAGUCAAAUGUAAUAAAACAAUGUUGACUCCAA